AAAGCAUACUUUUUAGUAUUAAAAAUUAAAAUACCAAUUACCAUCGUCCAUUAGUAUUCUAGUAAGCUUCGCAUCAUGUUGUUCGUGAACUCGAGCUCACGUGUAUAAUAACGUAUUUGAAAAGUUUAAUAUCUGGUGUUAGUUCGUUUAAGAAUAUUUAAAAUGACGUUGAACCGUUAUUUGUUAUACUUUUCAUACAUUGGAACUAGAUUUCGGGGUGUACAACGACAAUUAACUUAUGAUAUCAAACAUAACGAUGAUCCUUCUUCUAUACAAGGAUUACUUGAAUAUGCACUAAAGCAACUAGAACCAAAAAAUUAUCCUAGGUUACAUAUAUCCAGUCGUACUGACCAAGGCGUACAUGCUUUUAAGUCAUCUGCUCAUGUUGACUUAGAAUUUAAGUACAACAUUCAUCCCAAUAAGCUUGUCUAUCAAGUUAAUAACUUUUUGAUUAAAGCACAGGUUCCAAUUAGAUUAAUAGGAGCUCAGUUAGUUUCUAAUGAGUUUAAUGCCAGAGGGUGUGCUAAAUGGAGAAAAUAUUUAUAUCGGUUAGCAGUGUUAAAACCUAAUAACGAAGAAUUGAUAUCUCAAAGAUACGUUUUUCCACUUCCCAUAACUGAAGAUCGUCGGUGUUUUUUUGUAUAUGAACCAGAUUUUGAUUUGGAUCUUAUGAAAAAAGUUGUACCUUUGUUUAUUGGAACAAAAGACUUCAGAACGUUUAUGGCAAAACCAAAAUUAUUUGAUAAAUCUAAUAUAACCACUGUGCGAACAUGGAAUAGCCUUGAUAUUGUACCUGGCCGCUCUUUUUACCCCACAGAAUUUGACAACUAUUUUAACUAUUGGGAUAUUUAUAUUAAUGCAAAAUCAUUUUUAUACAAACAGGUUAGGCGAACUGUUGGUGUACUUUUAGGAGUUGCUCAAAAAAAAAUAUCAUAUGAUGAUGUAAAAUACAUGUUUGAUAAUCCAUCAAGUAAAAGCUGGAAUCCUAAAGCAUCUACAGUGCCAAGCUAUGGCCUUUAUUUGUAUGAUAUUGGUUACGAUAAAGUAGAUUUAAAAGUGCCAGAACCCGUAAUAGAGCUAAAAGAGCAAAAUGCAGUCGACAGUGAAGUAGAAAAUUGUUUGGAAAUAAAGAAGUUGAUAGUUAAGCAACGCAUAGAAAACAGAAGAGUUGCUCUGAAUGCUCGUAUUUCUAAAUCAUUAGAAAUAAUUAAACGAAAUGAGCUUCUUAGAUCAAAUACGAAGAAAGAAGAAGGAUCUAGUAAACGUUGAAACUAAAGUUACUACUGAAAGUGGUAAUGUUUUUAGAGAAACAAAAUCCAAGGAUGGUUUUAUAAGUCAAUUAUUGUUAAAUGAACAUACAUAUGGCUAUGUUGUUGAUA
Adelges cooleyi (spruce gall adelgid) is the source of this 1379-nucleotide messenger RNA. Its product is annotated as tRNA pseudouridine synthase-like 1. The record is from RefSeq and is a predicted model, not a curated record. Gene Ontology annotation, molecular function: RNA binding; pseudouridine synthase activity. Gene Ontology annotation, biological process: tRNA pseudouridine synthesis. Bases 163 to 1269 code for a protein of 368 amino acids. The transcript has 8 exons. NCBI's taxonomy places the organism in Eukaryota, Metazoa, Arthropoda, Insecta, Hemiptera, Adelgidae.